GCUAUUUCUUUAUUUAGCACCCUAACCAUCUAUAAAUAUCACCUCCAUACCCCCAAAUUUCUUCCCCAAUCUUACAAAAAUAUUUAUAUUUUCUGGAAAUUUUAUUUCCCAUAACACCAUUUCCACAUUUCUUAUAUAUAUAUAUAUAUAAAGCCUGGUUUGUAGUACUCUACAUGGCUACUUCAUCAACGGUCAGAUCCUCGGCAUACGAAAAUAAUCCAGCGGCUUCAGAAGGUGCCACGUGGCAGCAAUGGGCAUGGUUCACCGGCGGCUGCGCCACCGUGAUAAUUACACUAGCCAAAUCGGCGAUCAUAACCGCCGCCGCCGCCGGUGUGCGGAAUAGUUCGUGGCCAUGGGUCCAGCUCAUCAGCGUCGCCGUGGCCGGCUACAUAGCGGCGGACUUGGGCACAGGAAUUUACCACUGGGCAAUCGACAAUUACGGCGGCGCCGACACGCCCGUGUUCGGGCCGCAGAUCGUCGGAUUCCAGGGCCACCACCAACGGCCGUCGAAGAUCGCCAGGGAGCACAUAGCCAGAAACCUCUACCUCACGGCGGCGCCAGUGACGGUCGCCGUACUUCCGAUCACGGUCCUCUGUGGCGACCCGGCGGCGUUAGGGUUUGUUGGCUCGCUCGCGGCGGCGGCGGUGUUUAGCCAGCAGUUCCACGCGUGGUCUCACACGCCGAAAGGGCGGCUGCCGGUGGCGGUGGUGGCGCUUCAGGACGCCGGAAUCCUCCUGGGGAGGGCGGAGCACGCGGCGCACCACCGGCCGCCGUUCGAUUCCAAUUACUGCAUCGUGAGCGGCGUCUGGAACACGUUUAUUGACAAAUCGAGAUUUUUCCGGGCGCUGGAGGCGGCGGUGUUCGCCGCCGCCGGAGUCCGGCCGCGGUCGUGGAGCAACCCCAAUCACUAUGAAUGGAAUGACAAUUAAUGGCAUAUGUUAAGAUUUAUUUUUAUUGAUUUAUUAUGGUAAAUUAUUUUAUGUAUUUUAUUUUUAAUUUAUAAAUUACUUGUAUUCAUUGUAUAAGUUAUUAUCGCGCUGGUGAAGAUGUUGUAUAGAUUUUUAUACCACU
Andrographis paniculata is the source of this 1071-nucleotide messenger RNA. RefSeq names its product fatty acid desaturase 4, chloroplastic-like. The transcript has a single exon. The coding region runs from base 174 to 929 and encodes 251 amino acids. The record is from RefSeq and is a predicted model, not a curated record. Lineage: Eukaryota; Viridiplantae; Streptophyta; Magnoliopsida; Lamiales; Acanthaceae.